AUGGCUAUCUCAUUGCAGAAUCUACUUCACCUUUCAAUCUGUUUGCUUCUCCUGAGAAGUGUAGCUAAUGCUCAAAACUGCAGCGACUGUAUUGUCCACUCACGUGCAUCAUAUUAUCCAAACUCUGACGAAAAUGGAACAGACCAUGGAGCUUGUGGGUUCGGGACAUUUGGAGCAACAGUUAACAGAGGAGAUGUAUCAACUGCAUCAGAUCUCUACCGUAAUGGAGUAGGUUGUGGUGCUUGCUAUCAGGUAAAAUGUACCAACAGUAACUAUUGCUCAGACAACGGGGUUACAGUGGUUAUAACAGACCAAGGCUCUGGUGAUAACACUGAUUUCAUUCUCAGUGAGCAUGCUUUUAGCAAGAUGGCUCAAACAACAGAUGCAGCUGCAUCUUUGAGAUCCCUUGGUGUAGUGGACAUUGAGUAUCAACGGGUUUCAUGCAGCUAUCCAGGCCAAAACAUAACAAUCAAGAUUGACGAGAGCAGCAGCUAUCCUAGUUACCUUGCUUUUGCUAUUUAUUACCAACAAGGAGAAAAGGACAUCACCGCUGUGCAACUAUGCGAGACACAAAGCUUUACCUGCAAGUUACUGCAACGAGACCAUGGAGCUGUGUGGACAAGUACUCCUCCACCAAGUGGACCGUUGUCUAUAAGAAUGUUGUUCAGUGACGGCGAUGAAGCAGAUGAUACUUGGGUUGUUCCUGUCAACAACAUACCUCAAGAUUGGCAGAGAGGAGCCAUAUAUGACUCGGGUGUACAAGUGAACUAAAAACAAAAGUCCCCCGCAUUGAUUAUUCGACCAGCUUAGAAAUGAAAAUAUGCUCUACUUUAUCUCUUUAAUGAUGUAUUUAUCAGAUUCAAGAUUCAACCUUAGCCUAGGAAUAUAAUCAAUCAUUACAUUCAUAUGAAUAUUGAAUAAUAAAGUUUAUGUUUCAAGUUACUUUUCUUAUGAUAAUACUAAGGCCCCUUUUUAGUUCAA
Messenger RNA from Spinacia oleracea (spinach), 981 nucleotides. RefSeq names its product expansin-like B1. Bases 1 to 771 code for a protein of 256 amino acids. Gene Ontology annotation, cellular component: extracellular region. The record is from RefSeq and is a predicted model, not a curated record. Lineage: Eukaryota; Viridiplantae; Streptophyta; Magnoliopsida; Caryophyllales; Amaranthaceae. The transcript has 5 exons.